This is a messenger RNA of Gryllus bimaculatus (two-spotted cricket), 1792 nucleotides long. The record is from the annotation of a GenBank genome assembly. Lineage: Eukaryota; Metazoa; Arthropoda; Insecta; Orthoptera; Gryllidae.
UUUUGUCUACUCGCGAUUUUGUGCCCAAUCCAUGCCAGAGGUCUCUCAAGCACACCUGAUGCUUACGAACAAUUGCGACGAGUGGUGGCGAGUUGAGGCGUGCGCGAUGAAGUAUUGUGAGUUGAAGGUCUAACCUCUCAAAAAAGAUCAGUCUAGAUUAAUUCUGUCGGCUUUCGAUUUCUUUGCCAUGGAUAUUAAUUGUUGAUCUUGUCAUUGUAUAGAUGCCAAUUUAUUAUUAAUAUUUGUACAAUUCUAUCAGGUUUAUUUUCUUUGAUUUCUUGACUGAAGUCUGUAGAUUAUGUGAAUUAACAAUAUUCAAGAUGAAUCUAAUGAAUAAAUGCACCCAUUGGGGAUGCAUUUUAAGAAGUUCUGUCUAUCGAAAAUAUUCUGUCAAAUCGGCUAAGAAACUGCUACAAAAAGAUUCAUCCAAAUCCUCCAAAAAAGGAGAAAAUGCUAAGCUUUUAAAAAGAUAUAAUAAAGAAAAUAAAUUGUUAUUUGGUAGUUUAGUGGAAACUUUGCCACAAAAAAGGAAAAAAGAAAUAAAUGGACCAAUAAAUGAGAACUUAAACUACAUGUCAGAUGCAAAUGAUAAAUCAUCAGAAGCUUGGUGGUGGAAAUCAAGACUCAAAGCAAAUGUCAAACCAAACCAUACCUUACUACCUUCCCAAGAAAACAGGUGUGAUGAAGCUAACACAUCAGGGAAUAUGAAAGAUAUUACUGAAUAUGGAAGUGUUUUAAGGAGUAAUGUUUGUGAACCUACCCCUGUAAUGAGUGAAAGGAUUGUUAAUAACAUCGUAAGAUCUAGUGUUUUCCAUAAAUCGAAUCUCAGACUGCCAAACAUUAUAGUGAAAAAUCUUGCUGUUUUUCCUUUGGAAAAUAAACGGAAACAGACAUUGCGUCUUUCUUCCAGUAGUUCACCAAUUCUCCACGUAUCCCCAACCGAAGAUAAUGAUUUGGUUAGAACCAAGUCUAAAGAAUAUCCCUCUGUGAGUAGGAUUUUAAAUGCAACAUUGUCUGAUUCUUCAAGAGCUGCUCUUCAAAAAUGGAAAGAAAACCUAAUUGCAGAAUUGGGAGAAGAAGGGUUUCAGAAAUAUCAGAGAGCACUGUUAGAGCAUGGUCAAAUGUUUCACAAAACUGUGCAGGAAUUUUUAUCAGGUGAAUCGAUUGAUGACAUUCAAAUAGAUUCAGCUGUUGAGGGCUGUUGGCUUAGCAUACAGACUACGUUGAAGGAAAUUGGUGCAGUGAAAGUUCUAGAAAGGCAUGUGGUACAUGAGGAACUUCUGGGAAAAUUGCUGCUUAUAGAAUGGAAAAAAUCAAAUAAACAGAAAUCUACUCUCUGGAAUACUUAUGAUGCUCCAUUACAAGUUGCAGCAUAUGUAGGAGCAUUAAAUUUUGAUACCAAUUAUGAUAUAAAGGUUGAUGGUGGCCUUGUAGUUGUGGCUUAUUCUGAUGGGUCUCCAGCUCAUGUUCAUCCUCUGAAUAAGUCACAAUGUGAGAAGUAUUGGCAAAUGUGGCUGAACCGCCUUCGGUUGUACUGGGACUUAUUUGACAAACAGGAAGCAAGCAAUGUUCCAAAUGCAUUGUCAUUGUGAUGUUUUGCUAUACAUAUUACUUGUUGCAAUAAUAUUAAAUUUUUACAGAAACUUCUGUGUAAUGUUAAUAUCAAUGAUAUUGUAUAAAUAUGUUUUCAAUAUUAAGCAAGAUCAAGAAAAGAAAAAGUUACUAUAUUUUAAUAAUGUAUUUUUUCUUUAUUUGCAACAAGUUUGUUUCAUUUCCAUGAUUGCUCUACACA